Messenger RNA from Lotus japonicus, 2438 nucleotides. Its product is annotated as putative E3 ubiquitin-protein ligase XBAT31. Gene Ontology annotation, molecular function: protein binding. NCBI's taxonomy places the organism in Eukaryota, Viridiplantae, Streptophyta, Magnoliopsida, Fabales, Fabaceae. The coding region runs from base 530 to 1879 and encodes 449 amino acids. The transcript has 8 exons. The record is from RefSeq and is a predicted model, not a curated record.
UUCCUUUCCUUUCCUUUGACAGCAAAAUGUGUGACCACAACACCAACCAGUUCCUUCCAGUCUUUCUUUCUUUCUUUCUACGCUGACUCGAAACCCGAACCCAUAGCUCACCCUUUUGAUUAAACAAACCAUUUUAUUUUUACCAUUCAAAGUUCAAAGUUCAAAGUUCAAACAACAACACUCCCCAUUAACCAGUUUGAACCUGAAGCGUUGGAUCAAUGGAACAAAAAGUGGAUGCUAUUAAUUUCAGAGUUUUCGGGAUGCUACAGACUGACUACCCUUUGUGUUUGUGGGAAUCAAUCUGAUUGAUGCCACAAUAUCCAUCUUACUCUCUCAUCACUGACACAUUCAUCAGCUACCCACACCCCUGUCUCUGUUUUCUGUUCUUCUUCCUCUCUCUGUUUCCCUCUCUCUCUCUACGGUCCCGGGCUUCAAAUGUGGAAAGUUUGAAUUCAAAACGUGCAGGCCACCACCGUCUCUCUCUGGCAAAGGUGGCGCAGUCAGGGAAGUGAGAAGAAGAGAUAGAGUGAUGGGUCAGGGGCUGAGUUGCAGAGGGAGCCAUGAACAUGGACUCUUCCGUGCUGUUCAGCAUGGGGACCUUCAAACUGUUUCCACUCUUUUACAGACACAUCCAGCUCUCAUGCAUCGAACCACUGUCUAUGACCACCACUCUGCUCUUCAUAUUGCCGCUGCCAAUGGCCAGAUCCAGGUUCUAUCUAGGCUUUUAGAUGGAUCUGCGAAUCCUGAUGUGUUGAAUCGCCAAAAGCAGACCCCGCUUAUGUUGGCUGCAAUGCACGGAAAAAUUGCUUGUGUGGAGAAGCUUCUUGAAGCUGGGGCUAAUGUAUUAAUGUUUGAUGCUGGUUAUGGAAGAACCUGUUUGCACUAUUCAGCCUACUAUGGUCAUUCUUCAUGCCUUAAGGCAAUUCUUUCUGCAGCUCAAUCUAGUCCAGUGGCAGCUUCUUGGGGGUUUGCUCGGUUUGUGAAUGUUAGAGAUGCUAGGGGUGCUACCCCAUUGCACUUGGCGGCUCGUCAAAGACGGCCUGAAUGUGUGCAUAUUCUAUUGUGCAAUGGAGCUCUUGUUGGUGCCUCAACUGGCAGAUAUGGCUGUCCUGGGAGCACUCCUCUUCAUCUAGCAGCCAAAGGAGGGUCUCUGGAUUGCAUCCGCGAACUAUUGGCAUGGGGUGCAGAUCGUCUUCAACGUGAUGCAUCCGGGCGGAUACCAUAUGUAGUUGCUCUGAAGCACAGACAUAGUGCAUGUGCAGCAUUGUUAAAUCUUACAGCUGCACAGCCUCUUGUCUGGCCAUCAUCUUUGAAGAUCAUCAGUGACCUCAAUCCAGAUGCCAAAGUUUUACUAGAGCGAGCCUUGAUGGACGCGAACAGGGAAAGGGAGAAAAAGAUAUUCAAAGAGAGUGCUUACUCUCUUCCAUCUCCAUCGCACUCUGAUCAGAUAGAUGACAAUAUCUCUGAGGUUAGUGAGACUGAACUAUGCUGCAUUUGCUUUGAGCAAGUGUGUACAAUUGAAGUCCAAGAAUGUGGCCACCAAAUGUGUGCAAAAUGCACACUAGCCCUCUGUUGCCACAACAAGCCUAACCCUUCUACUUCUUGUCCUAUCCCACCGAUUUGUCCGUUCUGCCGAAGCACCAUAGCUAGACUGGUGGUUAUCAAGAUAGAAAGUCAUGAUGACAUUGAUCAAGAUGGUUGUGUUGAUAUCUCUUGUUCCAAUCCAAGCAAGUCAUGGAAGUUCCGGAACUUGAACGAGGGUGGUAGCAGCAGUUUCAAGGGACUAUCAUCCAGUGUAAAUUCAUUUGGAAAGAUGGGUUGCCGCAGUUCAGGAAGGGUUGAAGUUGAAGAUGAGUGGGUUGAUAAUAAGCCACAAUGAUGACGACGAUGAUGAUGCCUGGUGUGAUUCUUAUGCUUAUUAUCAAUUAUAUUUGCAUAUUGGUAAUAUGUGGUAAUGAGUUGCUUGAUAGAAUGUUAGGCAAGGCAAAAUGAAAGCAUAAAGAGAAGGAGUUUGAUGUAAGAUUGAGAACCAAGCAAAGUAAGUUAAGUUAAAAAGUGUUGGUGGGGGGAGGAGUUACAUCAUGACAUCUGAGCUGUGUUACUUGAAAAUGAAGAAGCAUCGCCUGUUGUCAAUGAUAGUAUAAUAACAUGUUUGGAUCCGCUUCUCUUUCAUUAUAAUCCAUUCUGAAAACCAGAUCCUUCUCAUUAGAAUUGAUUCUGGCUUCAGAAUCAAUUGUAGAAGGGUUUCCAAACAUGUACUAAGUAAUCCUGUGAAGUGAGAAAAUAUUUUUCUCAUUGAUUAGAGUCUAAGUAUAAGAACAUGUGAAAAUGUAUUUGUGUAUUUGCUUCUGAUUUGUUGAACUGUGACAAAAUGAGCAAUAAAAUAUGAAAGGGAAAGACAUGGCUUGUUGUUGGUUGUCAUGUGAUUCAUGUGAUAA